UCAAUAUAACGAGAACAAGAAGCCAAAUUUCUCUAAUCUUUAUUCUUCAUUUGAUGAGCAGGGAAUUGAUUGGAUAUUGGAUACAAUAACUGGGCGUUGCAUGUCUCUGUAAAUGGAUAGCUUUAGAAAAGCAUAUGGGGCGCUCAAAGACACCACCACAGUUAGCCUAGCCAAGGUCAAUAGCGAAUUCAAGGAUUUGGAUAUUGCAAUUGUCAAGGCCACCAACCAUGUUGAAUGUCCUCCGAAAGAACGGCACGUUAGAAAAAUUUUUGCUGUGACAUCUGUAUCUUGCCCGAGAGCUGAUGUUGCAUAUUGCAUCCAUGCAUUGUCAAGAAGACUGGCAAAGACGGGCAGUUGGAUUGUUGCCCUAAAGACAUUGAUAGUCAUUCAUAGGACAUUAAGAGAGGGAGAUCCUACCUUCAAAGAGGAGUUUCUAUACUAUUCUCGUAGAGGACAUUUAUUUCAAAUCUCCAAGUUCAAGGAUGAUUCAAGCCCUCACGCUUGGGAUUGCUCUGCUUGGGUCCGAACAUAUGCACUCUUUUUGGAGGAAAGACUCGAGUGUUUCAGGACCUUAAAAUAUGAUAUAGAGUCGGAACAAUUGAUCAAAACAGCUUCUGGAAUAUCUAAGAUACGUAGUCGAACGCGGAUCUUGAAUGCUGAACAACUGUUGGAGAUGCUACCUUCAUUGCAGCAGCUUCUCUACCGCCUAGUUAGUUGCCAGCCCCAAGGAGCAGCUUGCUACAAUUAUCUCAUCCAGUAUGCCUUGGCCCUGGUAUUGAAAGAAAGCUUCAAAAUAUAUUGCGCGAUCAACGAUGGGAUCAUUAAUCUUGUUGACAUGUAUUUUGAUAUGGCCAAACAUGAUGCUGUCAAAGCUCUCAAUAUAUACAAAACAGCAGCUAAACAGGCAGAACAAUUAGCUGAUUUUUAUGACUUCUGCAGAACUUUGGACCUUUCUCGCACCUUCCAAUUCCCUAUCUUGCGACAGGCGCCUCCCUCGUUUCUAGCAACCAUGGAGGAAUAUGUAAGGGAAGCACCUCAGACAGGUGCAAUGUCAAUUAAGAGACUGGAGUAUGAAGAGUAUCCAAAGCCAGAAGAAGAGACUCAGAAACCUGAAGCAUCAACCCCUGAAGAUAAUAAUAACAUUUUUUUGUUACUAUAUAAGCUAUCUAAUCUAUUAGAAAUCUUGCAGCCCCAAGGAGCAGCUUGCUACAAUUAUCUCAUCCAGUAUGCCUUGGCCCUGGUAUUGAAAGAAAGCUUCAAAAUAUAUUGCGCGAUCAACGAUGGGAUCAUUAAUCUUGUUGACAUGUAUUUUGAUAUGGCCAAACAUGAUGCUGUCAAAGCUCUCAAUAUAUACAAAACAGCAGCUAAACAGGCAGAACAAUUAGCUGAUUUUUAUGACUUCUGCAGAACUUUGGACCUUUCUCGCACCUUCCAAUUCCCUAUCUUGCGACAGGCGCCUCCCUCGUUUCUAGCAACCAUGGAGGAAUAUGUAAGGGAAGCACCUCAGACAGGUGCAAUGUCAAUUAAGAGACUGGAGUAUGAAGAGUAUCCAAAGCCAGAAGAAGAGACUCAGAAACCUGAAGCAUCAACCCCUGAAGAAAGUGAAAAACUAGUUGCAGAAGUUGAAAGUGAAGAAGAGCAGAUUGAUGCACAAGAGGAACCUCAGACUGGAAAUGAAGAGGAAAUUGGACCACAAAUAUCAGCUGAAGAGCCUGUUGAUCUGCUGGGUCUGAAUGAAGUAAAUCCGAAAGCCCUAGAAUUAGAGGAAAGCAAUGCAUUGGCUCUUGCCAUUGUUCAACCUGGCGAUGAAGGACUUCCAAUGCAUAAUGCAUGGAGUGAAAUCGGAAAAACUUCAGGAUGGGAGUUGGCGCUAGUUACUGCACCAAGCAACAAUAAAAGCCAGGUGGCAGAGACCAACAUGGCUGGGGGGUUCGACAAGCUAUUGCUUGAUAGCUUAUACGAAGAUGAUUCUUCCCGGAGACAAUUACAGCUGCAGAAUGCAGGCUACAAUGCCAGUUACGGACACGAAAUGGCCAUGCCAAAUCCAUUUGAUCAACAAGACCCCUUCACCAUGUCGAAUAACUUUGCACCACCAAUAAAUGUGCAGAUGGCACACAUGUCCCAGCAACAGCAAAUGAUGAUGCAACAGCAGCAGCAAAAUAUGAUGGUACCCUAUCAACAUAAAACUCAAUAUUCGCACUCACAAAUGGCACAAAUGGGAUCCUCAAACCCAUUUGGAGAUCCCUUUGUCUAUCCACAGAGUGCUAUGCCACCACAGGGAAACCAUACAUUACUUUAAAGGUCGAAUUUCCCCUUCUGUUCAUUCUUAUUUUUCAAUUUUUCAAUUUUCCAGUGAGAAGUUAGAUAUUGUAGCUUUUGCACUAGUCGAUAAGUACACUGUAAUGAUUACUUUUGAAUUCGACAUCAAUUGUGGAUGGCCUGCCUUGGGGCUAAUAAGCAUGUUGG
Messenger RNA from Olea europaea var. sylvestris, 2466 nucleotides. RefSeq names its product putative clathrin assembly protein At4g25940. Gene Ontology annotation, biological process: clathrin-dependent endocytosis; vesicle budding from membrane; clathrin coat assembly. Gene Ontology annotation, molecular function: SNARE binding; phosphatidylinositol-4,5-bisphosphate binding; clathrin heavy chain binding. Lineage: Eukaryota; Viridiplantae; Streptophyta; Magnoliopsida; Lamiales; Oleaceae. The transcript has 21 exons. Gene Ontology annotation, cellular component: clathrin-coated vesicle; clathrin-coated pit. The coding region runs from base 113 to 2299 and encodes 728 amino acids. The record is from RefSeq and is a predicted model, not a curated record.